Priceomyces carsonii is the source of this 582-nucleotide messenger RNA. It is a transcript of the gene SYS1, whose product is annotated as Sys1p. NCBI's taxonomy places the organism in Eukaryota, Fungi, Ascomycota, Pichiomycetes, Serinales, Debaryomycetaceae. The transcript has a single exon. Gene Ontology annotation, biological process: protein localization to Golgi apparatus; Golgi to plasma membrane protein transport; Golgi to endosome transport. The coding region runs from base 1 to 582 and encodes 193 amino acids. The record is from RefSeq and is a predicted model, not a curated record. Gene Ontology annotation, cellular component: Golgi membrane; trans-Golgi network.
AUGGCGUUAUAUAAUGGGUAUAAGCGGUUAUUCAAUAACACACAAUCGACUGAUAUAACUAACCCGAGCAAAUUGCUAUUUCAGAUCGUAAUCUUACAAUGCUUCUAUUAUCUUACUGCGUUGAUCGUAUUUUAUUUGGUAUCGUCGCUAAAUGGAUAUGAGUUCCGAAUCGAUUGGGUAUUUCUGUGGGAACUAGUUUCGCUGGAUAAUGCGAUGGGAUUGACUUUAUUUGUAUUCUGGCUAUUUGAUUCUUUAUUAUGUGUGUUGUUUGUUACAUUUAUAGUUGGGAGAUCUAAGUUAGCAUGGGAUUUUGCUUUGACGGUGCACAUCAUCAAUUUGGUUGUCGUAUGGAUUUACACAGGUGCAUUUCCUACAUCUACACUAUGGUGGUGUUUGCAGGUUCUAAGUGCUACCAUAUUAGUCACAUUGUCCACAUACCUGACAAGGUGGCAUGAGUUGAGGACAACAUUCUUCGACAAUAUGAUGAGCCAGCAAAAUCAACAGGAAUUAGGGCAAAUUGAAAGUUUGCCCAUAGAAAUGCAUGAUUUCAGUAAAGAGUCGCUGUCCAAUGUCGACAGGUGA